Triticum dicoccoides is the source of this 854-nucleotide messenger RNA. RefSeq lists its product as uncharacterized. The record is from RefSeq and is a predicted model, not a curated record. The transcript is spliced from 3 exons. Lineage: Eukaryota; Viridiplantae; Streptophyta; Magnoliopsida; Poales; Poaceae. Bases 1 to 633 code for a protein of 210 amino acids.
AUGCAGCCCCACAAGAAAAGCAAACGGACCACCCUUUUUGAGGCUCUCGAGUCCCGAGCGAGGGUUAUCUCAAAAAAAAGCCCCGAGCGAGGGUUAGGUCUCCUGCCCGCGUGCACGCCGCCGCCAUGCUUUCGCUCGAAAUCCCUGGUAUUCUCAUGGCUCAACCCCGACCCCGGCUCUGGUGUUCCUCAUACCAGCCGCCGGCGACCGGACUCGCUUCCUUCCUCCGACCGGUGGAUUGGCUCCACCCUCCCUAGAAUCCCCACUCCCUUCGCCAACUCCUGCUCCAACACUGAUGCGCUGACGCCGCCGCCUCCUGGUCGGCAUGCACGGCCGCACGCCCAGCAGUUACCGUGGCCGAUGAUGGAACAGCCCCGAGAUCCUCCUUGUGUUGCAGUGCUUGCAGAAGAGGCAAGGCGCCCAGGGAGUCCUGAGAAGACACCCUCGCCGCCGACCUUGAGGUACAAGUCUGUCUCCAUGAGCUCGAGGAAGCCAUGGCCGAUGCAUCCAGCUGCAGAUGUCGCAUCUUUGUGGCCGCCACCCUCCCUCACCGCCCUACACAACCCGCUCUGCGGUCACCUCGUCGCCGCCGCCGGCCUUCAGUUUUGUGAACUCCAUUUGCAGAGGAGAUGACUUUGUCGUACCCGACGUGCGGAAAUGCGAUGGUGUCUACCCUGAAGCUUGAAGAGUUCAUGAGGAAGACUUGCUAGCAUCUAGAGUUGGAUGCCCUCAUGAUAGAGGCAAAGGUGUCCCGUCUUUCGAUGAGAUGAUGGAUUUCGCUUUGGUGGAAGUCGACUUUGAUGAUCCGACUACGAACGUGCAAGGACGUUGCGCCUUAGCAAUCGCUAAACCAA